AUGGCGACCACCGGAAACGGCCAACAGAACAAGCAGGAGGCGAUCAACACUGACAUCAUCACCCUCACACGAUUCCUCACAGAAGAGCAGUCGAAACACAAGGAGGCUACCGGUGACUUCACACUUCUUUGCCAUGCCCUUCAAUUCGCGUUCAAGAGCAUUGCCUACUACAUUCGGAGAGCCACAUUGGUCAACCUUACUGGACUAGCUGGUCAAUCAAAUGCCACCGGUGACGACCAGAAGAAGCUCGACGUAAUCGGCGAUGAGCUCUUCAUCUCUGCCAUGCGCUCCUGCGGUCGCGUGCGCCUCCUUGUCUCUGAGGAGCAAGAAGAGCUGAUUAUGUUCGACGAGUUCCCCAACGCGCGUUACGCUGUAGCCUGCGAUCCCAUCGACGGCUCCUCCAACCUCGACGCUGGAGUCUCAGUCGGAACCAUCUUCGCAGUAUACAAGCUGGCCGAGGGCGCGAAGGGCACAAAAGAGGAUCUCUUGAAGCCCGGCACAGAGAUGGUCGCCUCAGGGUUCACUAUGUACGGUGCCUCCGCACAGCUCGUCAUCACAAUGAAGGGCGGCAACGUCAACGGCUUCACCCUCGACACCGCGUUCGGCGAGUUCAUCCUCACACACCCCGACAUGCAGAUUCCCAAGAAGCGCGCCAUCUACUCCGUCAACGAGGGUAACUCGCUGUACUGGGAGGAGCCGGUCAAGGAGUAUAUCAACAGCCUGAAGUACCCGCAAGAAGAGGGCGGCAAGCCAUACAGUGCGCGCUACAUCGGUUCCAUGGUCGCUGAUGCGUACCGAACGUUGCUGUACGGCGGUAUCUUCGCAUACCCCUCGGAUAAAAAGAGCCCCAAGGGCAAGCUGCGUAUAUUGUACGAGUGCGCACCCAUGGCCAUGGUUUUCGAGAACGCUGGUGGCAAGGCUGUCAACAGCAAGAUGGAGCGUAUGCUCGAAGUCGUGCCCGAGCACAUCCACGACCGAUCGGGUAUUUUCAUGGGCUCGGAACAGGAGGUACAGAAGGUCAUCGACACCCACAAGAAGUUCCAGAAAUAG
Macroventuria anomochaeta is the source of this 1050-nucleotide messenger RNA. RefSeq names its product inositol phosphatase. Gene Ontology annotation, biological process: sucrose biosynthetic process; gluconeogenesis; fructose metabolic process. Gene Ontology annotation, cellular component: cytoplasm; cytosol. NCBI's taxonomy places the organism in Eukaryota, Fungi, Ascomycota, Dothideomycetes, Pleosporales, Didymellaceae. Gene Ontology annotation, molecular function: fructose 1,6-bisphosphate 1-phosphatase activity. The record is from RefSeq and is a predicted model, not a curated record. The transcript is spliced from 4 exons. Bases 1 to 1050 code for a protein of 349 amino acids.